GGGAACCGGUCCCGCACGGUCGUUUUAUCGACAAGCGGCGUCGUUUGCCGCGAAAAUGGCCAAGGCCGCCGAGCUCGCGGCGUCGUCCCGCGCCGAACGCGUCGACAAGGUCCGCGACCACCUGGCCAAGGUCGACGACGCCGUGAAGCUGGCGAAGAAGCUCGACGCCAACAGCCCGGCGAAGCGCUGGGCCACGAUUAUGGCAAAGGCCGAUGAUGGUGCCCCUUCUGCGCCGGUCGCCAAGCCUCUGCCGCCACUCGUGGUCGCCGUCGCGGUCGUCGCGGCCGCGUACGUGGUGCGCGCGCUCUUUGCCAAGGAGUAGC
Molecule: messenger RNA, 323 nt
Organism: Pelagomonas calceolata
Lineage: Eukaryota; Pelagophyceae; Pelagomonadales; Pelagomonadaceae
Source: the annotation of a GenBank genome assembly